UCGCGCGAGAGCGGCGCUCGGCACUUAGUGCGCAGGUGCGAAGGAGCUGGCUGGGGCCCGGGCCAGGGGAGGGCUUGAAGACGCGUCGUUUGGAUUUGGAGACUGUGGCAAAGCUAUCUGGGUUCGACCUCUGGGCGAAAAGCGUUUGUCAGGGGCCCAUCCUAGAACGAAGCCUGAGAGAUUCCCGAUGGUGUCCAUGACUUUCAAGCGGAGCCGCAGUGACCGGUUCUACAGCACCCGUUGCUGCGGUUGUUGCCAUGUCCGCACCGGGACGAUCAUCCUGGGGACCUGGUAUAUGGUGGUAAACCUAUUGAUGGCAAUUUUGCUGACUGUGGAAGUAACUCAUCCAAACUCAAUGCCAGCUGUCAACAUUCAGUAUGAAGUCAUUGGCAAUUACUAUUCAUCUGAGAGAAUGGCUGAUAAUGCCUGUGUUCUUUUUGCUGUCUCUGUUCUUAUGUUUAUCAUCAGUUCAAUGCUGGUAUAUGGAGCAAUUUCUUAUCAAGUGGGUUGGCUGAUUCCAUUCUUCUGCUACCGGCUUUUUGACUUCGUGCUCAGUUGUCUGGUUGCUAUCAGUUCUCUCACUUACUUGCCAAGAAUCAAAGAGUAUCUGGAUCAAUUACCUGAUUUUCCCUACAAAGAUGACCUCUUGGCAUUGGACUCCAGCUGCCUCCUCUUCAUUGUUCUUGUGUUCUUUGCCUUAUUCAUCAUUUUUAAGGCAUAUCUAAUCAACUGUGUUUGGAACUGCUAUAAAUACAUCAACAACAGGAACAUGCCGGAGAUUGCUGUGUACCCUGCCUUCGAAGCACCUCCACAGUAUGUUUUGCCAACCUAUGAAAUGGCAGUGAAGAUGCCUGAGAAAGAGCCACCGCCUCCUUACAUACCUGCCUGAAGAAGUUCUGCCUUUGUCAAUAAAGCCUAUACCAGCUUUUCGUCUUGUUUAUUUUACAGAAUGCUGCAAUACAGGGCUCUUCAAACUUGUUUGAUAUAAAAUACACUUUCCUUUGUUUAAGCAUUUAUUUUCAAACACUAACAAGCUUUUUUGACAUCUAUUCAAAGUCGGUUUUAUUUUGUUUUUUUUUUUAUCGUUACGUCUAUUACAUUUUAAUAGUGUUUUUGAAGACAAUCUAGGUUAAGCAAGAGCAAAGUGCCAUUGUUUGCCUUGAAAGGGGGGAGGGAUGGGGGUGUUCUCUACACAUUUUCUUUUGUAACUUUGCACUUUCUUUAUAUAAUAGUUUGCAUUUUGGUUAUUUGCUGCCCUGGAUACUUUCAGGAAGAAUGACUAAAAUAUUCAGGGUGAGUAAGUUGGGUAUAAGAUCUGAAGUUUUCGGCUAUGAAAACAGGAAAAAUCUAUACCAUUUUAACUUGACUGUGGAAGAUGACGGUUGCACGUUUCUAAUUUGUAUGUGUUUCCAUCUUUGUGAUAAGAUGCUUUAAUAAAUCUCUUAAAUAUU
This is a messenger RNA of Prionailurus viverrinus (fishing cat), 1451 nucleotides long. It is a transcript of the gene LAPTM4A, whose product is annotated as lysosomal protein transmembrane 4 alpha. Gene Ontology annotation, cellular component: lysosomal membrane. The coding region runs from base 188 to 889 and encodes 233 amino acids. The record is from RefSeq and is a predicted model, not a curated record. The transcript is spliced from 7 exons. Lineage: Eukaryota; Metazoa; Chordata; Mammalia; Carnivora; Felidae.